Lingula anatina is the source of this 963-nucleotide messenger RNA. RefSeq names its product TNF receptor-associated factor 3. NCBI's taxonomy places the organism in Eukaryota, Metazoa, Brachiopoda, Lingulata, Lingulida, Lingulidae. The record is from RefSeq and is a predicted model, not a curated record. Gene Ontology annotation, biological process: regulation of canonical NF-kappaB signal transduction; signal transduction; regulation of apoptotic process. Gene Ontology annotation, molecular function: zinc ion binding; tumor necrosis factor receptor binding. Gene Ontology annotation, cellular component: cytoplasmic side of plasma membrane; plasma membrane signaling receptor complex.
ACAAAGGGGCAAUAAUGAAUAGCUAGUACUACAAGUUACCCUAGCUCUGUUACCAUGGCAACUGGCGGGAGUUCUCCCAGCGAUGGCGGCAGCUCCCUCUCCCUGUUCCCUGAGAGGCUAGAGUUUGUCAAUAUGGACGCCCGUUACAAGUGUGUGAAGUGCAAUAACGUGCUACGAAGACCUCUUCAGACCUCGUGUGGUCACAGGAUGUGCGAUAUAUGUGUGGACGAACUGUUUGCUGAACACGGAGACACUGCAGACUGCCCGGGACGGGAAGAAGAUUGUGAUCAGUUAAGGAAAAAUGACCCCAAAUCAAUAUUUAAAGAUGCCUGCGUGCGAAGGGAGAUGGGCCAGUUAAAGGUUUUCUGUCCUAAUAAAAAUACAGGAUGUGCCGGCGUUUAUAAGUGGAAAGAUAUUAAAAAACAUGUCGAAAGCUGUGAAUACAGACCACUACUUUGUCCCCUGGGGUGCGGUCACGUGAUUGCACAGAAAGAACUAGAGCAUCACGAGAAGGAACAAUGUCCCAAACGGCCAGUCACGUGCCCUAGCUGUGGAACAAAUGUGUUAUCAGGCGAUUUACAGGAACAUUUAGAGGAACUUUGCCUGGAAGCUUUACAUAGUUGCCCUCACUGUGGAUCCGGAAACAUGAAAAGACUUCAGUUGGAAGAGCACUACAAAACGUGCAGUAAGAUGCCAAGGAGAUGCCCCUUGUACCGACAAGGGUGUGAAUUCACGGGAACCAAAGUUAGAAUCAGAAAGCAUGAACAUGCUGCAAUCAAAGAGCAUAUCACAAUCGUUUCGAGGGCGCUUAGCACACAUGAUUUCAGUGUUGAACAUUUCGAUAAGGAGUGUCAGAAAGUGAAUAUAGAAAUACAGAAGACAGCCGAAAGACUGAAUAAACUUUCAUCGGAUAAUACUGUCGGAAACUUGGAAGACAAAAUAAAGAAAUCUGAGGUGAGAUAA